This is a messenger RNA of Olea europaea var. sylvestris, 959 nucleotides long. RefSeq names its product histone chaperone ASF1B-like. Bases 214 to 825 code for a protein of 203 amino acids. The transcript has 3 exons. Gene Ontology annotation, molecular function: histone binding. Gene Ontology annotation, biological process: DNA replication-dependent chromatin assembly. Gene Ontology annotation, cellular component: nucleus. NCBI's taxonomy places the organism in Eukaryota, Viridiplantae, Streptophyta, Magnoliopsida, Lamiales, Oleaceae. The record is from RefSeq and is a predicted model, not a curated record.
GCCAAAUUCCAAGUUCAAGCUUUUGUAGCUCCUUCAAUUUGAAUACAAUUUAUAUCUAUAUGUACGCAGAAUUUCUGCGUGAAUCCAAUUAACUAAUUUCUUGCUUUCAUUUUUUUGCCUCUUCUGUUUCAAUUUCAUUUCUAGGGUUUUCUAACAACUAUUCAAAAGAGCUUGAAUUCGCAAUUUUCAGAGUAGAUUCAAGGGAUUCGGACGAUGAGUGCAGUCAACAUAAAAGACGUCACCGUUUUGGACAACCCGGCGCCGUUUCUUAACCCUUUCCAAUUCGAAAUCUCUUAUGAAUGCCUGACUCCCCUAAAAGACGAUUUGGAAUGGAAGCUGGUUUAUGUGGGAUCGGCCGAGGAUGAAACUUCCGACCAAGUUCUAGAAAGUGUGCUUGUUGGUCCUGUUAAUGUUGGCAACUACCGUUUCGUUUUUCAGGCUGAUCCCCCAGACCCCUUAAAGAUCCGUGAAGAAGACAUUAUUGGAGUCACUGUCCUACUUCUGACCUCCUCGUAUCAGGGACAAGAAUUCCUUCGAGUGGGAUACUAUGUCAACAACGAUUAUGACGACGAGCAGCUAAGAGAAGAACCUCCUCAGAAGGUUUUGAUUGAUAAGGUCCAAAGAAAUAUUUUGGCCGAGAAGCCUAGAGUAACGAAAUUUCCAAUAAAUUUUUAUCCCGAGAACAAUGAAAACGUGGAACAACCCCCUUCAUCACCUCAGCAGGUUACAGAAUUCGGUAUGAACGGGAAGGAACCUGUUUCCUCCAACCCUCAGUCUGAUGCUCAAUCCCCAGAAACUCUGCAUCUUACUCUACCUGGAGUCUAGAAACAUUGCUAGGAAUUGAUGUAUUGAUUUAUUAGGCUAUGAUAUCUUGGCUACAAACUGAUUAAUUCAUCUUAAUGUAUGAAUUGUAUUAUUUUUCCAUUUUCUUAAUUUUUUAGAAUACACCCUUUCCAAUA